UUGCUGACACAUUCGAUGCAAAGUAAUGACUCGGUCUAUCGGAUCCUCGGCGGUUAUUUCGCGGCGGCGACGCCGAGUGCACGGUUCAUUGGCGAGGACAAGUUUUUUUCCGAAGAAAUAUUGCGAACUUGUUUCCCGAGCGACGGAUAUCCACGGGCCAUCGAAUGGAAACGGCUCUAUCCAGAAGGGUGCUUCAGUAACUUGCAAACAUUUACCAGGAGAUCACGAACAAUGAGCACCGAAUACAAGAUCGCGGCCUCUAAGUUGGAAAAUUUGCCGACAAUAGACGGCCAGUGUUGCGUGAAUUUGAGAGCGCUGAGGAAUGCACCGACGACUUCAAUGACGUAUCCGAAGUGCUGUAGAGCUGCCAGCGAUCGUGCUCGUGGGACACUUUUCAAAUCUCGCAAAUUGGUAUUCUUGAGCGAAACUUUGCUUACAAUGUUCGUUCUGUGCUUCGCUGCUUCCAUAAUUUACGUGAUCGUCGCACUAGGCUACUUCCGCCAACCAGAACAAAUCCAGUUGGCACCAUCGACGAGCAACGACACCAAACACAGUGAACCGGAAGACCCGGACUGGCAGGCGCUGUACCAGCUGUUCUACCAGGAGGACCUCCAGGCUCUGACUCCGCAGCUGAAGAAGCUGUUCACGGUAGACGGGAACCGUUUGAAGCGGGAAACGCAGGAGCCGUGCAAGGAGGACCUGGAAAACUGCAAGACCGUGAUGGAAUCUAUGAAGCAAAUCGUGAACAUCGUGAACAACAACAUGGCCCACCUGCAGGGUAUGCUGACGGCGAAAGGCGGCGACUCGAAGUCGCAGCUGUUCAAGCUGGUGAAGUGUUUGCAGUGCAAGAACGACUCGAUCACGUUCAUCGACGAGUCCGGCCCCGAGACGGACCCGGACGACCAUCGAGACGACUACCAUUAUCAAUCGGACCAGGCCCAGAUGGAGCACAACGUGGACGUCGUGACCAGUUUGCUGAACGACCAUAGCUCCAGCACCGAUCGCAUAAAUCAGACAGUCGCUAGGCCAUCCGCCGCCUCGAUCUUCGACGUGGGCGACGACGCUCGCAGCGGUCGUCGGACGGCUGCGAAGCCGCUGCUGGGUCCAACGACCGUCGUAAUUCAGGCAUUGCCGACGGCCGCGGAUGCGGAGGUGGUUCGCGAGACUGUGACAAAGCUGGAUAGAAUUAGGAAGGACGAGACGCCGGUUCAAGCGAACGGAAUCGAUGAUGUGGAGCAGACCGUGGCUGCACGGAACGUGACCGGCGAGCCAGACGACGGUCGCGUGACGGAAAUCGAGAACGAGCCGGUGCAUCCUUCGGUGCAUCCUUCGGACCAAGGCCACGCGGAACUGAACGCCGGGGAGGAAGCUGCAAACGCCCGAAAAAGUCAGACACCCUCGCCAGACACCCGAAGACCGUCGAAGGGCAGGAUCAUCGCCAUCGAUGAUUAUCAAAGCAAAGGUUUCGCAAACUUUCACACGUCGGAGACAAUGAAAUCGACGCAGCAGCUGCAAUUAUUGCCGACGAUGUCAUGGAUGCCGUAUCAAGUCUGCUUCUACGGGCCGCCAGCGAACGGUGGGCCUGGGAAACAGUUCCCACCAACUCAGAUGAUGUACCCACCGACGCCCCCAACUGCUCCAUAUUCGAUGCCAGUGAUCCAGCAACGAAUGGGACCACAGAAUUCUGGCCAGGCGCCGAAUUUCGUGCAAGUGCACGCGCAAUCGGUGCAAUUUAUGCAGCCUGGCGCUGGGAAUCAGAGAGUGGGGCCGACUGGGCCUGCGGGGCCCAAUUUCCCGAUGUUCCCAGGCCAGAUGCAGCCCAGUGCUACAGCCAGAGGAAACGAGAAGGCUCCUUAUUACUGCACUUACAUUCCUGCGCCGACUUUCCAGUUCCCUGCCAUUCCUGGUGUCUCGGAGUAUCAGAGGUCUUCCGAUGGUUUCAAGGAGGAUAGGAUGGAAGGGGAUAGUGUGGAGAAUGAGAUUGACCGUCGCAAGUCAUCGAUGCGUGAUCACAAGACAAUUUGUCCAUUUAAUACUUUACGAUGCAACGACGGGAAGAGAUGCAUUUUGAGAUCAGAAUGGUGCGACGGACAAGUGGACUGCAACGAUGCAAGCGACGAGACAUCCUGCUCUUGCAGGGAUCGGAUUUCGAAGGAGAGAUUAUGCGAUGGGUACUUCGAUUGUCCGCAUGGAGAGGACGAAUUGGGAUGCUUGGGUUGCUCGAAAACAUUGUUUAGUUGCAACGACUGGCGAUCACGAUUCAGUCGUGAUAAUUGCGUUCCUCUUUCUCAGCGCUGCGACGGUAUUAAACAAUGCCCGAAUGGAAAAGACGAAGUGGACUGUAACAUACUCACACCCUCAUUCACAGAAGGAAAAAGCCUGUUCACAAUUGGGUAUACCGAAGGAUAUCUCCAUAAGAACUACAUGGGCCAGUGGUACCCUGUCUGCUCACCGACGAAUUUGUGGACGAAGGAUGCUUGCAAUUCUGAGAUCGGAUCGGAACUAGACGAAGCGCCAAAGAUAUAUAUGCAAACGGUACCAGCGAACGUCUACCAGGGCCUAUACGUCGCAGAAAUGGGCAACGAAACGAAGCUGAUUCCAUCGUGCUUGAACAGCGCGACGUAUGUGCGUUGUCCUCGGUUCCCUUGUGGUACCAGGGUAUCCACGACUCAGGAUCUACUGCUGCCCGAUAUCCUGGCAAACGGGCGAACUGGCGAACAGGAUAAUGUUGAUGACAUACUGGGUUCGGCGCGUGUUGUAGGCGGACGAGCGAGCAACCCGAACGCGUGGCCAUUUUUGGUGGCCAUUUACAAAAAUGGCCACUUUUACUGCGGCGGGGUCAUUUUGAGCGAACUGUGGGUCCUCACCGCUGCUCAUUGCCUCGACGAGUAUACUGGGCAUUAUUUCGAGAUCCAAGCAGGCUUGCUGCGUCAAUUCUCGUUCUCCCCAAUGGCACAGACGAGGAAAGCAAGAUACACCAUUAUUCACCCACACUUUAUCAAGCAGGAUUUGAACAACGAUAUUGCAAUGAUCAAGCUGGACGAUCCUCUGAGAUUCAACCGAUGGGUACGACCUGUCUGUUUGCCGGACGUGGACCUUUUGGGUGCUAUGUGGAGGCAGAAACCGGAUGUGAACACUACCUGCAUUGCGAUCGGUUGGGGAGCUAUCAAGGAAAAUGGACCGGAUCCGGAUCAAUUGAGGGAAGUUGAGGUGCCAAUACUGAAGAACUGCAAGUAUGAAAUUGACCAGCAUGAAAAUGUGAUUUGUGCUGGUUAUCCUGAGGGAGGCCGUGAUGCCUGUCAAGGGGACAGUGGAGGUCCCUUGAUGUGCAAAAAUCCGUACUCAGAAUCGCAGUGGUAUGUCGCAGGCAUAAUCAGUCACGGUGAAGGCUGUGCACGUCCAUUUGAACCGGGUGUUUACACCAGAGUCAGCUACUUCCGGGAAUGGAUCCGAGAGAUUUCCAACGACGAAGGCCUGCCGCCUCUUAGGCGAUCGCCUCUAACAAAGUGUCCAGGGUUCAGCUGUAAGGGGGGUCUAGGGAGAUGUUUGCCAAUAGAAAUGCGUUGCAACGGUAUGGUGGAUUGUUUAGACGGCGAGGACGAACUCCACUGUCUCAAGACACAGAAUUAUCCGCCGAAAAGAAAGAUGAACGAUCCUGGCAGAGUUAUGGAAAAUGUGAAGCCUCUGGAAAACACUUCUACCACCUCUGAGAGCACUCUAACCAACGAUUCUCAAGUUACCGGCGCGAUCAGCGAAUCGACAUCCAUCGACGUCGAACAGAUAACGACAAGGACAUCAACAGCUAUCGUCUCUGAACCGUCAGCGUCGACGACAGAAUAUUUUAAUUAUAUCAGCACCGAGGCGUCGACAAUACUACCAAAACCUCCAAUUGUUUUUAUGUGCUCCAAGAUGUUGCAAACCAUUCCUAUGAGCAAAAGAUGCGACAAAGUUGUGGACUGUGAAGACGGUACAGACGAGCUGAAUUGCACCUGCAGGGAUUUCUUGUUCAACGUGAAACCGACCUCCGUGUGCGACGGAUACAUCGAUUGCGACGAUGAAACCGAUGAGAAGAAUUGUGAGAUUUGCGCGAAAGACGAAUUCUACUGCAGAGAAACCAAAACCUGCAUCAGCUCUGCUAAACACUGCGACGGAGUGUCCGAUUGUGGAUUCACGGAGGACGAGAGAUACUGCUUCACAUUGUCUAAUGGACAGCACGUGCAUUUGGACGCGGCCGAGCGGCCAUCUUUGAGGAUGCAAGGGAUUCUAACCCGGUAUGUUAAUGGGAAAUGGAGGCCUACGUGCCACUUUCCUAAAAUGCAUCAGAAUAAAUCCACGAUCGAGGUCAUCGGCCAGAAGAUGUGCCAUUACUUCGGGUUCGCUUAUCUGGAGUCAUCGGAGCCAGUCAGCGUGAGGGAUUCCGAGCUGGAAACGAUACGCUGGAGCAAGAAGAACCCUGCUUUCCAAGCGAGUCUAUCAGCGGCCUCUCUGAGCGACGGGGACAAAACCUGUCCCGGGAUUAAAAUCCGCUGCAGACCGGUUCUGAACUCCAGCGAGAACGCGCACCUGAUCGUCGAUGCGGGAACCGGAAGUCGUGACUACCUGUGGCCGUGGAUCGCCGCCAUCUUUGUCGACGGAAGCUACCGUUGCUCAGCUACCUUAUUGGACGAGAACUGGCUGUUAUCCGCCUCGAAAUGCGCCGAAAACGUUAGGUUAGAUACGAACUACACGACAGCAGUGCUCGGUUAUGGCCCAUUAUUCCGCUACGUGGACGGUCCUCAUCAACAGAUAUCGAUUAUCGACGAGGUGCAGCACGUGAACGAUUCGGUGUCGAUCUUACUACAUUUGAAACAUCCCGUCAAUUUCACUCGUUACGUUCGACCACUGUUUCUCGAGAAAACGAUAUACCUGCCUGGAUCGAAUGAUUUUUGUGUGGCAGUCGGAACAGACGAGAACUACGAGACAAAGUCGAUUCGUCUGCGACCGGUGCUGAAGAACUGUCAGAAUUGUCAGCGAUGCUUCGUUAAUGCGUCCAUCACCGAAUGCUCGGAAAAUGAAAAGUCUGAGUGGAGUGGAACGAUAUUCUGCCAUGGGAAGAAGGGAUGGUACCCGGCCGCAGCCUUCGAAGACGAAAAUGGCCCCUGCGACUUCCAGGAUACGCAAACAUUAACGAGCAUCGAUCACAUAAAUCUCUACCUGACGGAAGCUUUGGAUAAGGAUAGGUUGUCGAUCGAACCAUCUUGCGACGGUUUCCGGUGCCACAUUGGCCAGUGCAUUUCUGAAAGUCGAGUCUGCGAUGGCAUUCCGGAUUGCCGGGAUCAAACUGACGAAGAUCCAGAAUAUUGCAGACAAAUUCGUGAACAUUGUGAUAACGAUGUACAAGGUUGCAACUGCUUGAAGUCCGAGCUGCGCUGCAGAAACGGCAAAUGCGUUGACAAAAGUGCAUUCUGCGAUGGAAUCAGCGACUGCAACGACGCAUCGGACGAGCCCGACAUUUGUACCUGCGCGGAGUACCUGAGAUUAACGAGACCUGAAAGACUGUGCGACGGCGUUCGCCAUUGUCUGGACAAAACCGACGAAUCACCGGAAAUAUGCAACUGCACUGCCAAUGCCUUCCAGUGUUUCACAUCAAGUGGCAGCAACACCUGCAUCCCUCAGGACUUCAUCUGCGACGGGGAUGCAGAUUGUAUCAACGGCGAUGAUGAGUCAGAGUGUAGAAGACUUUCAACUUCGCCAACCAACAGCGCCGAUUCUGGCGAAAUAAUUCGUCGAAGUUACGGUCUAUGGCACACGGAAUGUUUCCCAAAACCAAUCACGUCCGACGACAAGGCUAACGAACUAUGCCAAAGCUUAGGGUACUCUCGUGGAGCCAUCGGAAACGACACCAUGAUCACAACCGAAAAACCCAUGAUCCUUGAACCAGACAACUUCUACAUGGUGAAACUGAACCAUUUCACGUGGAUGACACUGAGGGACGACAAACCGAUGGCCAGAUUGGUCGAAGCUGACCAAAAUUGCCAUCGCGCGUUCAUUACCUGUGCUUAAUUUAACUAAAUUAAUUAUAAUCGCGAAUGAAUCUCUAAUUUAUUUGAUCUAUCAUAUUUACGAUAAGUUCAGCACUAUUUAUUGAACACUAAAAUUGUAUGGUGGAUAUAAAAUAGAAUAUAAAUAUCCCCUGGAAAGCAUUUUCGUUCAUCUUGGGUCCAUUCAUAGAAUUUUGCCAUAGAAUUUUAUGUCGUUAAUCAGCCAGUCUUAUGCGUUGCAUGAAAACAUAUGUGUCCUGGAUAUGACGAACGUUAAACUCUAACACUGAACCAUUUCAUCACGCUUCGAACCAAGAAACAUGUGAUCUCUAGAUAACAUUAUUAUAAAUUCAUUGACUAUACAGGGUGGGGCAUUUGAAACGAGACACCUGAAUAACUCGCUUGUUUUUGAAGAUAGAAAAAAAGUGUUAAACGAAAAUUAUUUGAUUUCAAGGUGCACAUUGUAUGACGUCAAUUACUUUUUUAUAGGUGGAGGCAUAGAGGACAUGUGAAGGUCAUACUUAUUUUUAUAAAUAAUAUAAAUAAAUAUAUAAAUAAUAUAAUAAAAUAAUAUAAAUAGAACGACCAAAUUUUUCAUUCACAUUCUGAUAAAGCCUUUUAAGACGAAUACAAUGAUCUAUAAAUGAAGGUCAUUCAAGGUCACAACAUAUGAACUGCAAUGAAAAAUAAAUUUUUCCAGGAGACUUUUCAAAUAUCUUGAGCAUUUGUUGUGCUACGUUGAAUCACAUUUCACUGGUACCUGUAUCUACGGAUCCUAUUACUAGUUUGUCCUUCGACUUAAGUUAUUUGAAAAGUGUUUAGGAAGUAAAAAUUUUAAAAAUUUUUAAAAGAAUUUUACAAAUUAUCCAUACGUUUUUCAUUGCAGUUCAUACGUUGUGAUCUUGAAUGAUCUUUAUUUAUAGGUUAUCGCAUUCGUCUUGAAAGGCUCUUUCAGAAUGUGAACAAAAAAUUAGGUCAUCCCGAUUAAAAAAACAAGUGUGACCUUCACAUGUCCUCUACGGCUUCACCUAUAAAAAGCUUAUUGACAUCAUAUAAUGUGCCCCUCGAAAUCAAACAAUUCUUGUUUGACACGUUUUUUGCAAUGAUCAAAAACAAGCGAGUUGUUCAGGUAUCUAGUUUCAAAUGCCCCAUCCUGUAUAGGUCUAUUUACUAUGAUCGAUACUGCUUUGCAUUCAUGUCAGUUAAAUCAUUUAAUAUACACAAUGUAACCUUCCAAUAUACAAAGUCAUCAUUGUAACAAGUACAUAUAUAGGUGACAUUAUUUAUUAUAUCAAUACCAUGGCAUGUGCCAGCAACCUCGAAAACUGCAUAAAAUUAAAGUACUUUAUUUAAUCUAAUUAACCCAACAAGGACGACGCGAAUGUUAAAUCGUUAAAUAUUAUCGUUUAAUAUAUUCUUUCAUCGUUAAUUAUUUCUCCCUUUCUUAGCUUUCUAUUCUUUACGCACGGCAAUGUAUCCGGGGAAUCUUUACACAAUCUGUGCCAUUUGUUUCAAGUAUUUUAUUAAAAUAUAUAUUGUAUAAAAAUUA
This is a messenger RNA of Megalopta genalis, 7569 nucleotides long. It is a transcript of the gene ndl, whose product is annotated as serine protease nudel. Gene Ontology annotation, biological process: proteolysis. Gene Ontology annotation, molecular function: serine-type endopeptidase activity; protein binding. Lineage: Eukaryota; Metazoa; Arthropoda; Insecta; Hymenoptera; Halictidae. The record is from RefSeq and is a predicted model, not a curated record.